Callorhinus ursinus (northern fur seal) is the source of this 4719-nucleotide messenger RNA. NCBI's taxonomy places the organism in Eukaryota, Metazoa, Chordata, Mammalia, Carnivora, Otariidae. The record is from RefSeq and is a predicted model, not a curated record.
GAGAGAGCGGACGCCUUCUGGACUCCAGAGGACGAGGCUCAGCAGUUACUCGACCUUUCAGAAAAAUGGAUAGGACAAAUGACUGCGGUUAUAGGAUGCUCCCAUUCCAGGGCCCUCUGCUUCCCCCUGGGAGCCUGGGGCUUCACUUUCCUCCAGAUAUACAGACUGAGAUCACAGAAGAGGACAGUGUCUUGCUGAUGCAUACCCUCUUGGCGGCAACCAAGGACCCUCUGGCCAUGGACCCUCCAGUUGCCAACCAGCCUAAGAAAAGCAAGACCAAGAAGGCCCCUAUUAAGGCUAUUACUAAGGCCAUACCUGCUGCCCGUACAGUCUCAUCUGCCAAUGUGAUUGCCACUGACAAGCCUAAAGUAACUUUGCAGGCUUUAAACCGGCCUAUCAUCCCCCAGAUCAACCAGGCUUCAGCUACCACUGAAGCAGCCAAUACUCAGGCUUCUUCAGUCACUGCUCAGCCUAAGAAAGCCAAUAAGACAAAGAGAGUUACUGCUAAGGCAACCCAAGGCUCCCAGUAUCCAACUGGCAAAGAGAGUGUCACUACACAGAUCAAGUCGUCCUUGCAGGCCCUAAACCUACCAGACAUCCUGCAGGCUAUCCAGGCUCCAGUUACCAGUGGGUCAGCUAACUCCCAGGCCUUGAUAGCCCCCACUAAGUCUAAGAAAGUUUCUAAAGCUAAGAAGGCUGCCAAUAAGGCCAUAACUAGUGCUAUUGCUAUCUCCUUGGCUCCAACCACUACCCACACAGCUACCACCCAAGGCCAAAUUAAUAAUGAGGCAGCCACUACCCAUGCCACAGCAGCCUGCAUCAGAACUAAUAGAGCCUCUGAAGCCAAGAAGGCAACUGUUAAGGUCAUAAACACUGAACUCCUAGAGACCCCAAAUGCUGAGAGAGCUAGCAGGCAGACUGAGGUCUCAGCAGUAGCUAACUGGCCCAAAAAAUUCAAAGGCAAGAAGGCUGCCAAAAAAGGCCCAAAAUCUGCCUAUGAGGUCUCUGAGGUUCCACUUGCUGCUCAAAUGAUUACAAACCAAGCCCUAGAAGCUGCCCUUCAGGUCAAGAGAGGGUCCAGGGUUCAUAACUCUGCCACUAAGACCCAGGGAGCUGAAAACCAGACUAAAAUUGUAGACCAAGGGGCCCAGGCCAAGAUGGCCACCUUUAAGACCAACAUAAGUGCCCUUGAGACUCAGGUUGCUGCUGCUGUCCAGGCCCUGGCAGAUGACUACCUGGCCCAGUUGAGUCUGGAGCCUACAACCAGGACCCGGGGCAAGAGGAACCAAAAGUCAAAGCAUCUGAAUGGGGAUGAGAGAGGUGGCAGUAAUUACAGGUUGAUUCCAUGGGGCUGGAGGCCUCCGCCACCCCGAGACGUGGCCAUUUUGCAAGAAAGGGCAAAUAAGUUGGUGAAAUACCUGUUGGUUAAGGACCAGACAAAGAUCCCCAUCAAGCGCUCAGACAUGCUGAAGGAUGUCAUCCAAGAAUAUGAUGACUAUUUCCCAGAGAUCAUUGAACAAGCAAGCUACGAUCUGGAGAAGAUGUUUCGAGUCAAUCUGAAGGAAAUUCAUAAGCAAAGUAGCUUGUAUAUUCUCAUCAGCACUCAGGAAUCUUCCGCAGGCAUACUGGGAACGACCAAGGACACACCCAAACUAGGUCUUCUCAUGGAUUCUGUCAUUUUUAUGAAUGGCAACAAGGCCAGUGAGGCUGUCAUCUGGGAGGUGCUGCACAAGCUGGGGCUGCGCCCUGGGGUGAGGCACUCGCUCUUUGGGGAAGUAAGGAAGCUCAUCACAGACGAGUUUGUGAAGCAGAAGUAUCUGGAGUACAAGAGGGUCCCUAACAGCAGACCACCUGAAUAUGAGUUCUUCUGGGGCUUGCGCUCCUACCAUGAGACUAGCAAGAUGAAAGUCCUCAAGUUUGCAUGCAAGGUACAGAAGAAAGACCCCAAGGACUGGGCUGCUCAGUACCGGGAGGCAGUGGAGAUGGAAGUCCAAGCUGCAGCUGUGGCUGCAGCUGAGGCUGAGGCAAGGGCUGAGGCAAGAGCCCAAAUGGGGAUUGGAGAGGAAGCUGUGGCUGGGCCCUGGAAUUGGGAUGACAUGGAUAUCGACUGCCUAACAAGGGAAGAGUUAGGCGAUGAUGCUCAGUCCUGGAACAGAUUUUCAUUUGAAAUUGAGACCAGAGCCCAAGAAAAUGCAGAAGCCAGCACCAACAUCGACUUCAGCAGAGGAGCUAGCACCAGGGCUACCUUCAGCGAUAGUGCUAGUAUUAGCUUCAGUGGUGCGCCCAGCCCCAGUGGUGGCUUUGGUGGCAGAGCUGGCAUUAGCUUUGGUGGCACAUCCAGGACCAGUGCCAGCUUCAGCAGUACAGCCAGCAUUUGCUUUAGUGGCAUACCCAGCACUAGCACUAGUUUCAGUGGUGCAGCCAGCAUUAGCUUCAGUGGUGCAGCCAGCACCAGCUCUAGUUUCAACAGUGAAGCCUGCAUUAGCUUUGGUGGCACAUCUUGUAACAGUGCCAGCUUUGGUGGUGGGGUCAGCUCCAGUUUCAGUGUCCCACUCAGCAGCAGUCCCAGUUUCAGUGGUGGAGCCAGCUCUGGCUUUGGAGGCACACUCAGCACCACUGCUGGCUUCAGUGGUGCACUCAUUACCAGUAGCAGCUUUGGCAGUAUACCCAGAACCAGCACAGUUUUUAGUGGUGCACUUAGCACCAGCACUGGAUUUGGUGGCACACUGAGCACUAGUGUCUGCUUUGGUGGCUCUCCCAACUCUGGUGCCAGCUUUGGUGGCACACUUACUACCAGUAUCUGCUUUGGCAGCUCUCCUAGCACCACCACUGGUUUUGAUGGAGUACUCAGCACCAGUGUCUCCUUUGGUGGCUCUUCUAGCACCAGCGCUGACUUUGGUGGUACACUAAGCACCAGCAUCUGCUUUGGUGGCUCUCCCAGCACUGGUGCCAGCUUUGGUGGUGCAUUCAGCACCAGUGUUGGCUUUGGUGGUGCACUCAACACCAGUGCUGGUUUUAACAGUGCUGCCAGCACUAGUGCCAGCUUCAGCAGUGCACCCAGCACCAUCUCUGGCUUUGGCGGUGUGUUCAGCACCAGUGCUGACUUUAGUGGGGCACUUAGCACCACUACUGACUUUGGCAUUGCUCCUAGUACCAGCAUUGGCUUUGGUGGAUUUCCCAGCACUAGCCUCUGCUUUGGCAGUGUGUCUAACACCAACCUAUGCUGUGGUGGCCAUCCUAGCACUAGCACCUGCUUUAGUGGUGCUACCAGUGCUAGUUUUGGUGAUGGAUCCAGUGUGACUACUGGUUUCAUCUUUGGCAAUGGGUUAAGCACCAGUGCUGGAUUUAGUGGUGGACUGAGCACCAGUGCUGGCUUCGGUAGUGGACCAGGGACCAGUGCUAUCUUCGGUAGUGGACUGAGCACCAGUGCUGGCUUUGGUGGUGGACUGAUCUCGAGCAAUGGCUUUGGUGAUGGACUGGGCACCAAUGCUGGUUUUAACAGCACACUUGAUACAAGUGCUGGCUUUAGUGGUGGCCUCAGCAUCAGUGAUGGCUUUGGUGCUGGGCCUAAUAACGGCUUCAACGGAGGACCAAGUACCAUCAUUGGCUUUGGCAGUGGUUCCAACACCAGCACUGGCUAUAUUGGCGAACCCUGCACCAGCACCAGCUUCAAUGGUGGACCCAGUUCUAUCAUUGGCUUCGGCAGUGGACCAAGCACAGGUGCUGGCUUCAGCAGUGGACCAAGCAGUGGUGCUGGCUUUGGCGGUGGACCAAGAAAUGGUGCUGGCUUUGGUGGUGGAGCCACCAGCCUUGGUGCCUGUAGCUUCUCCUAUGGCUAGUGAGGUUUCAGGUAAUUACAACAUUGCCACAGCCAUGGCCCAUGGGAAUGGAUAUAAGAGCUGAGAAAUGUUAUAAGAAACCCCAAAGUGGGAGGUUUGGGUGGGAAGAUGAGGACAAUGAAGGAAGUAUGAGAAAACAGUAUAUUUGGUGCUAAAAUGUGUUCGUGUUUGGUGUUUUGUUUUCAGGUGUAUUUCCCAGGUUUACAGAUACGGCUAAUGAAUUGCAGCAGUUCUUCCCAAGGAGCCAAGGUACAUCCUUGGAAUUUUUGUCCACACAGCAGUAUAAGCAGAUAUUAUCAAUUAGCUGAGGGUGACACGCUAUGAAAAAUCUGCUUGCUGAUCCUACUUUGUUGUUUGCUUCUUGUGUGCUGUCAUAUUUUGGUAUCAGAGUUACAUUAAAUUUGCAAGAUGAAUUGGAGGUUUUUGUCUAUCUUUUAUUGUGCUUAGGUUGUUGUGAGUGACAUUACAGGUUCAUAGAAGAACUAGAGAUCAGUGUAGCUCUUCAAAGAAGGUGGGCUGCAGCUUUAGGCUAAAAUGAAAGUAUGAUUUCAGUGGGAUAGAGACCUGGAGAGAGCAUGGCAGGCAAGGGGAUUAUAGAUAGAGCAAAGAUAUAGGGGGGAAAAGCCUAGAAUAGAAGGCAGAGGGAGAGGGUUCUGGACAGUAAAUAUAGAUUCAUUUUGAGACAUUUGUAUAAGAAUGGAGAGAUAAAGUGGGACUAGAUGUUGACACAGGAACAAGGGAGGGUUUUCUUGAGAUAAGAGAGAGAGAGAUCUGAGCAUGUUGCAGAGAGUGUGGGGGUAAAAGCCAAUAAAGGACAGGAGAUAGAUAUAGAAUAGUCAAGAAUUGACUGAAGUAGCCCAUGCCUGAGAAGGUGGGAUGG